UUUGUGUUAAUCGUUGAUAUGAAAUAAUAUUGUUACUUCAUUUGAUAUUCCAUUUGAAAAUUCUGGUCGCGGACCAUUUGGCCGGGUGUCGACCGACUCGUGAAAAGCCAAAAAUCAAAUGUACUUACCUAACACCACUUAAGGUGUCUGACAAAUUAGGAGUUUAAGUUUAAUAGUAUUUAUAGUAAUAUUCAAUCGUAAUUAUUGUUCCUAGUCAAAAUGUGGGCCGAUACCAUUGUUAUUGUGUUCAUUUCUGUUUGUACAGCACUUUUCGGAGAAGGAUUAACAUGGUUAUUAGUCUACAGAACAGAAAAGUACCAAAAACUUAAAACAGAAAUCGAGAAAUCUAGUAAAAAAUUAGAAAAACGUAAAGAGGCACACGGAGACUCGGUUGACAAACAACAAAAGAAAAAAAUCGAGCGUGUUGAAGAGAAACUAAAAAUUAACAAUCGUGACUUAUCAAUGGUUAAAAUGAAAUCAAUGUUUGCAAUUGGAUUUGCAUUCACCGCAUUAUUAAGCAUGUUUAACAGCAUAUUUGAUGGUCGUGUAGUUGCGAGAUUACCGUUUACACCUAUUCACUGGGUUCAAGGGUUAUCGCAUAGAAAUUUGCCGGGCGAUAAUUUUACAGAAUGUUCAUUUAUAUUUUUGUAUGUAUUGUGUACAAUGUCUAUACGUCAGAAUAUUCAAAAAAUUCUUGGAUUUGCACCUUCUAGAAUGGCCAGUAAACAAAGUGGUGGCUUAUUUGGACCGCAGCCACAGCAAUUCAAGUAAAAUUUUAGAAAUAAUACAAUUUUUUUUUAAAUCUAAUUUUGGUAUAAAUUAGUACAAAAUAUGGUAUACUCAUUAAAAUCAGAAGCUUCAAUUGUGUAGGUAGCUGUAAAAUUGUAUGAAUGAUUUUUUUUUUUUUAAUAUUUCUAUAAUAUUUGUUAUUUAGGUGUAUUGGAAUGUUAAAGAAAUUGAUCUUAACUUUGUUCUUAAUUAAAUUGUACAAUUAUAAAUGUACAAAUAAUAAUUAUUUAUUUUCAUUGAUUAUUAGCAACAACAAUUAUGUAAU
Molecule: messenger RNA, 1054 nt
Organism: Adelges cooleyi (spruce gall adelgid)
Lineage: Eukaryota; Metazoa; Arthropoda; Insecta; Hemiptera; Adelgidae
Product: calcium load-activated calcium channel
Exons: 5
Coding region: 220-771 (183 amino acids)
Biological process (GO): endoplasmic reticulum calcium ion homeostasis
Cellular component (GO): endoplasmic reticulum; cytoplasm; endoplasmic reticulum membrane
Molecular function (GO): calcium channel activity
Source: RefSeq, a predicted model, not a curated record